Molecule: messenger RNA, 3006 nt
Organism: Suncus etruscus (white-toothed pygmy shrew)
Lineage: Eukaryota; Metazoa; Chordata; Mammalia; Eulipotyphla; Soricidae
Gene: SLITRK6
Product: SLIT and NTRK like family member 6
Exons: 3
Coding region: 119-2641 (840 amino acids)
Biological process (GO): regulation of presynapse assembly; positive regulation of synapse assembly; axonogenesis
Cellular component (GO): membrane
Molecular function (GO): protein binding
Source: RefSeq, a predicted model, not a curated record
UUCUAACGUAUAGUAGAAGACUGUGUUUCUAUGUUUAGGAAGGAAAAAGAGCAGCUGUGCUUACAGAUAUCGUGAGGAAGACUUUUCUUUACAGAAUCAGCAUCUAUCACAGGACAACAUGAAUCUGUGGAUCCAAGUGUUCUGCUCAUCUUUCUUUGUCUAUGUAGCUUCACAAUCUGAAUCUCCACUAUCCUCUGCCAGAGGUUCUUGUGAUUCUCUCUGCCACUGUGAAGAAAAAGAUGGUACAAUGCUGAUAAAUUGUGAAGAUAAAGGCAUCAAGGAGUUAUCUCAAAUAAACGUGCCACCAUUGCGACCUUUUCACCUAAUUUUACUUAAUAAUGGCUUGACAACACUUCACACAAAUGAUUUUUCUGGGCUAACCAAUGCCCUCUUAAUACACCUUGGAUUUAAUAAUAUUGCAGACAUUGAGACUGGUGCAUUUAAUGGCCUUGGACUUCUUAAGCAACUGCACAUCAAUCACAAUUCUUUGGAAAUUCUCAAAGAGGAUACUUUCCAUGGGCUGGAAAACCUGGAAUACUUACAAGCAGAUAAUAAUUUCAUUACAGUGAUUGAAACAAGUGCCUUUAGCAAGCUCAAUAAGCUGAAGGUAUUAAUUUUAAAUGACAAUGCUAUUGAGAGUCUCCCUCAAAACAUAUUUCGAUUUGUUCCUUUAACACAUUUAGAUCUUCGUGGAAAUCAAUUGCAAACAUUGCCAUAUGUUGGUUUUUUAGAACACAUUGGUCGAAUAUUGACCCUCCAGUUGGAAGAUAACAAGUGGGCCUGCAACUGUGACUUAGUAGAGCUAAAAACUUGGUUGGAAAACAUGCCCUCACAGUCUGUAAUUGGUGAUGUUGUAUGCAACAGUCCUCCAUCUUUCAAAGGAAGCAUUCUAAAUCGACUGAAGCAAGAAUCUAUUUGUCCUACGCCACCUGUGUAUGAAGAGCCUGAAGAUCCUUCAGGAUCAUUGCAUCUGGUGGCUACAACUUCCACAAAUGAUAGUCGGAUGUCAACCAAGACAACGUCUCUUUUAAAACUACCCACUAAAGCACCAGGUUUGAUUCCUUAUAUUACAAAGCCAUCCACUCAUCUCCCAGGGCCAUAUUGUCCAGUUCCUUGCAAUUGCAAGGUCCUAUCUCCAUCAGGACUACUAAUACACUGUCAAGAGCGCAACAUUGAGAGCAUAUCUGAUCUCAAACCUCCUCCACAAAAUCCUAGGAAGCUUAUUCUAGCUGGGAAUAUUAUUCAUACAGUAAUGAAGCCUGAUCUAGUGGAAUACUUCACUUUGGAAAUGCUCCACUUGGGAAAUAAUCGCAUCGAGGUUCUUGAAGAAGGAUCAUUUAUGAACCUAACAAGAUUACAGAAGCUCUAUCUAAAUGGAAACCAUUUAACCAAAUUAAAUAGAGACAUAUUUCUUGGUCUUCAGGACCUUGAGUACUUAUAUCUUGAAUACAAUGCAGUCAAGGAAAUAUUGCCUGGAACCUUUGACCCAAUGUCUAAACUUAAAGUCCUCUACUUAAAUAACAAUUUAUUGCAAGUUUUACCACCGCAUCUCUUUUCAGGGGUUCCCCUACUGAGGAUAAACUUAAAAUCUAACCAAUUUAACCAUCUUCCUGUCAGUAAUAUCUUGGAUGACCUUGUUUUGCUUACCCAGAUUGACUUUGAGGAUAACCCUUGGGACUGUUCAUGUGACUUGGUUGGAUUGCAACAAUGGAUACAAAAAUUAAGUAAGAACACGGUGACAGACGACAUCAUCUGCACUUCCCCAGAGCAGCUUGCCAAAAAGGAAUUAAAAGCACUAAAUAGUGAUCUUCUUUGUCCAGGUUUGGUCAAUAAUCCAUCUUUUUCAACUCAAACCAGUUACAUAUUUGUUAGUACUCCUACAACCACCGCUACUGCUGAUAGUAUUUUUAGAUCACUCACUGAUGCUGUCCCGUUAUCUGUUUUAAUAUUAGGACUGCUUAUUUUGUUCAUAACUAUAGUGUUUUGUGCUGCAGGGAUAGUGGUUCUUGUCAUUCACCGCAGAAGAAGAUACAAAAAGAAACAAGCCGAUGAACAAAUCAGAGACAACAGUCCCGUGCAUCUUCAAUAUAGCAUGUAUGGACAUAAAACCACUCACCAUACAACUGAAAGACCGACUGCAACACUGUAUGAGCAACAUAUGGUGAGCCCUUUGGUUCAUGUGUAUAGAAGUCCAUCCUUUGGACCAAAACAUUUGGAGGAUGAAGAAGAAAGAAAUGAAAAGGAUGGCAACGACACCAAACAUCUUCAAAGAAGUCUUUUAGAACGUGAAAAUCAUUCACCCCUCACAGGAUCCAAUAUGAAGUACAAAACCACGAACCAGUCAAAUGAAUUUCUGCCUUUCCAGAAUGCCAGUUCAUUAUAUAGGAAUAUUUUAGAGAAAGAAAGAGAACUGCAGCAAUUGGGAAUCACAGAAUACUUACGAAAAAACAUUGCUCAGCUCCAACCUGAUUUGGAGGUACAAUAUCCUGGAGCCCACGAAGAAUUAAAAUUAAUGGAGACACUAAUGUACUCCAGGCCCAGGAAGGUAUUAGUGGAACAAACUAAAAAUGAGUAUUUUGAACUCAAAGCUAAUUUACACGCUGAGCCUGACUACCUGGAAGUCCUGGAGCAGCAAUCAUAAAUAGUUUCAGGACUUUGGCAGAAAUGCUGUGAUUCUGUCUUAAGUCCACACCUUGUAAAUAAGUGCCUUAUGUGUGUGUGUCAUCAGUCAGAACUUGAACACAGCAGUAGUUCUAUGGGAAAAGAAGAAAAAGAAGCUCAGGGAUCACUGGGAGAAGCCAUUACAUUGUUUUUAGUCAAUUUUGUUUUUUCCCAAUUAAAAAAAAAUCCUUACAUGGCAAUCAUUCAAUGAUCAUAAAAAUAUGUCUCUUAUACUUCAUAGAAGUAUUCUUACACAUCUGAAAUGAUUCAGUAUUUAAGUGAUUUUUACUUUCUUGAAAUCGUUCUCACAUUUUAAAGAUAAUUGGAUUUUGUCAUUUAUAAAUG